Molecule: messenger RNA, 1145 nt
Organism: Centruroides sculpturatus (bark scorpion)
Lineage: Eukaryota; Metazoa; Arthropoda; Arachnida; Scorpiones; Buthidae
Product: estrogen sulfotransferase, testis isoform-like
Exons: 2
Coding region: 128-1057 (309 amino acids)
Biological process (GO): sulfation
Cellular component (GO): cytoplasm
Molecular function (GO): sulfotransferase activity
Source: RefSeq, a predicted model, not a curated record
UUGAUCCACAUCACUUGAUUAAUUUUAAUGAUAAACGGUAAACGUAGAGCUUCCUUCAGUUGAAGUUUGUACAGAUAAACGACUCGUUUGAUUUUAAAGUCAAGGUGUUAUAAAUUAAAUAGACAAAAUGGAAAGCAAUUUUUGUGUAAAUGUUAAAGGAGUACCAAUGCCAAAAGCAUUUCCAGAAAAAGCUGUUCGAUCAGCUUUGAAUUACAAAGCAAAACCUGGUGAAAUAUAUAUUGUUACUUAUCCAAAAUGCGGAACUACUUGGAUGCAUAAUAUAGUUUUGUUAAUCUUAAGAAAAGGAAAAGUCUCAGAAGAUCCUUUAGAUUUCUUUUUAGGAUGUCCAUUUUUAGAAAUGAUGGGCGCUGACUAUGUCGAAGAAUCAAAGGCAAAAGUAAUGAAAACACAUAUACCGUAUUAUGCAAUACCAUAUUCGGAUGAAGCCAAAUAUAUAUACGUGGCAAGAAAUCCUAAAGAUUGUUGCGUGUCCUAUUAUUAUCACAUGAAGUUAUUAUUACCCAAAGAUAUAGAUUUAAAUUUUGAUAAAUUUUUUGAUGGGUUUUUAGAAGGUAGUAUAGGAUACGGCCAUUAUUUCGACCAUCUUCUUGAAUGGUAUCAGCAUAGAAAUGAUAAAAACGUACAUUUUGUUACUUAUGAGAAUUUAAAGAAAGAUAUUAGAGGAGAAAUUAUGAAAAUCGCGAAAUUUAUUGGAGAAGAAUAUGAGAAAAGUAUUUUAGAAGAUCCUACUGUAUUAGAGAACAUCGUUUAUUAUAGUAGCUUUGAAUAUAUGAAGAAAGAUACCAAUAGAGUAAUGGAAUUGUUUCUGAAUGGAGACGAAAUUUUUAAAAAUAGAGAUUUACCCGAUGCAUUGGUAGAAAUGAUGAAAUCAACGAGUGAAAAUCGAGAAAACAGAGGAAGUGGAAAUUUUGUAAGAAAAGGAAUCGUAGGAGAUUGGAAAAAUCACUUCAAUGAGAAUCAAAUAAAGUUACUGGACGAAAAAACUGCCGAAAAAACGAAAAAUAGCGACGUAAUGAAUUUAUGGAAAGAUAUUUAAAAAAUUUAUAAUACAAUAUUUCUAAAGGGUUUAUAAUUGUAUUGAAUUUAUUUGAAAAUGAUUAACUACAGUAGAGCGUCGUUUAUCC